UUACUUUCACUUAUUAUUAAUAUUUUUAUUUUGUCUAAUAAUUUCUAUUCUUUCUAAGGUUCAGCAUUCAAUAAUGAAAUUUCUCAAAAGUAUUAUAUUCCUACUAAUUCACCUCAAUCCACUGUUGUUAUUCAAUACUCAAGCGGAGAGGAUUGUAUGCCUUCUCCAUUUCACCAUUCGGAUUCCCCUCAUCUGCGUAAUCCAUCAUUUAGCGAUUCUUCUCCUAUUUUAAUUGAACAUAACAAAAAACAUAAUGCAGUUGAUCAGAGCAAUAAUAACAGUAAUACUACUAGUAAUAAUAACGAAAGUGAAUUAGUACCGUUUGAUCUUCCCAAACUGUGUAUAAAAUCUGAUGGAGGCAUUGCCUUGACUUUGCCUACAGAUGUUAUUCUGCCAGAGGAUAAUGAAGGACAAAGUACUUGGAAUUAUCACCAACGAUUGAUGGAUGUUAUUAUAACUGUGGUUAAUCGAAGUGGAGAAAUAUUAUAUUAUGACAAAAACCUUCCAAAUCAACAAAGUUUUUGCCUAGAUAACAAUGAAAAAUGCGAUGAUAAUGAUUAUGCUAAUUUACAAAUUGGUGACAGUUGGACUAGUAGAAUUCAAGAUGGUGAUUUAGCGAUUUGGGAGAAGCAUACCUCUAAAAUAUUUAAUGAAGCAUCUCGUUGGUCUCAUGCCCGUAACACUUUACUUGAACAAAGUGUAUUGUCAAUUAACAGUGAUGAUGGAACAGUUGAGAACCAACAACAUAAAAUUUUUACAUCAUCUAAUUCGAGUAGUUUAAUUUCCCCUGAAAACUCUUCCAAUCGUCAUUUAUUUGAUUGUCCUAUAUAUCGUGUAAAAUUGGGUCGAAAAUGGUUUUAUGUUCACACGUUUAGUUUACCUAUUAACCGUUGUACUAAUUCAAACCUGCUGCAAUCAGAUAUGUUAUUAUGUGAACCAUUGGUAGUGCAUUAUCAUAAUCUUCUUCGUGAAUGUGAUCAAAGUGUAGAAUCCACUGGUUCAAGUGCAUCAAUAUGUCUUAAGAAAGCCAUUGGACAAUCCACUUUGUCUAUGGAUUUGACUGAAACAAAUUGUUCUAAUUCAUUUAAAAAUACUGUUGUUCCUUGUUCAUCUGUUUGUGAAAACCCAAUAUCAUCACACUUAAUCAUAUCUACUGUAAAUGAUCAUUGCCGAAUCAAUGAACCGUCCAACGGUAGUAGUAAAAAUCUUUCUCUUUCCACUAGUACUUGUCUUUCAUAUAUCAGUUCACCUGAUCCAUCUGUUACUAGUGGGCAGACAUUGGUUUUUAACUCGACUUCGCCGCCAUUAUCGUCCCUUGUAUUACCUCAUCAUCAUCACGUUCACCUUACACAUUGUCAUCAUCAUCAUCAUCAUCCUAAUGAAAUUCACGAUGCCACAGCAAUAACAUCAACUACCAACAAUCAUCGUCAUCAUCAUCACCAUUAUGUCCGUCAUCAUCAUACGCCCAAUACUUCUCACGAUUCACCUCAGCCUGUAAUAGUUUCUCAUCUUCCUCAUCAAAAUUCUAUCGGAGAGAAAUCUACUUGUUCGUCUGAUACCUCACAUAGACUUAAUCAAAGAAAGAUCAAUAUAGAUCAUGUUGGUUGUGGCUUAAGUGUGUAUCAUAAAGAUUCGGCAAAUUACAACUCAUUAACUUGUCAGACAAUUACAAAUCAUGAUUAUCAAUCUCACCUAGACUCAUCGCACCAUCAUCAUCAUCACCACCACCACCAUCAUCAUCCCCUUAUCCAUACUGGGAAAAGUCUACAUAAUAAUGAUUAUCAUACUUAUUGUCAUCAAAAUGAUAAAUCAACAAUAACUGAGUUUGUACCUACAUCGUCGUCAUCUGCUAUAAAAUCUGAUAACAUAUCUAAAUCACCGAUUCUUGUUGUUAGAAAGUCAAGUUCACAAUCUCAUUCAGAGCACUCCUCAACUGCAGAUAACAAUACAGUGCAAUAUGGAAAUACGAAUGUGAUUGGAACAUAUUGUGAUAAUAACUCAUUACUAUCGGAUAUAAGUGGUGACUCGAUGUAUGAACAUUUUGAUACAGAAUUUAUACCUUCCAGUUGUAAUGAAGAAUUUCAUAGUCGCUCAAAUACUUAUCAUUACAAUAGUAAUAGUAAUCACAACAGUAACUCUGCUGUUGUCUAUUCAACUGGAAAUACCAGCGAAUCUCUCAGUGGUUUAUCGUUUACUAAUAUCCAAUUACCUCGAAAUAAUGAAAUAAACUCUGCUACAGAGAAUGCUAAUGAUGGAAAUUCUUCCACUGAAAAUCUUCAUAAUGUACUAAAAAAUAAUACUAAUCGUCAACCAAUACAUGAAAAUCAUCAAAAUGAUAGUUGUAGUAUACAAAAUAGAUCACUGAAUAAAAAUCAAUACGAUAGACGAAUUUUAAUGCUGCAACAUCUUUUACCACCCCAAGCAAUACAAGAAAUUCGUCAAAUAUGGCAGGAAAUGAAUAGGCUUAUUAAAUGUGAUUCAGAAAUGUCUCUGAAAUCGUCAGUUUCCACAAUACCAGUUACUACUACUGCUGCUGAAAUUCCGAAUUCUUCAUCGCAUAAUGUGUCAAAUGUCGUACGUGAAAAUUUUGCUCGUCGAGUUCGACAAAUUGUUAGACAGUAUCUUGGGCCUAAAGCAUUUAUCACCGAUAAUUUACCUGAACCUCGGUCAGAAAUAGAUUCAUGUUUUAAAACAGAUGAUAUUGUAAUGCUUCAAUCGGACAAUAAUCAACAGUUGGGAUUAUCAACGUUGGAUUAUGAUGAAAAUGAAAAAAAAUCAGCUUCCAAUUCUGGCAUCAACGUCAUUGAAGGAACGAAUGCUUCUUUUACUAGUCCUUUUAUUCUGUCAACAAUACCAUGUACUAAGUCACUGUGCGCUAGUGUUGGUAGCAGUGAUACAAAAUCGUCUACCAUUGAAAUGUUUUCAUCUGAAAUAACAGACAAACUGUUUCGCAAUGAAACCAAUAUUGUAGAAAGUAAUUCAGGUGUAUUAUGUCCUAAUGUUACUGCGACUUGUGUAACUUCAUCUAAAGUAAGUGACACAGGGAAUACGGUUCAGGAAAUAUCUGCAUCUUGUAAUGAAACUGUGAGUGAUUCACCAUUGUCGUCAUGCAUAAAACAGACAGAUGAACUGAUUGUUUCACAAUCACUUAAUAAUAAUAAUAAUAAUAACAACAUUAAUAAUAGUCAUUCUAGUGAAACUCCAUACACAUCAUCUACUGGUAAUUUGCCGCGAGUAUCAACUAAUUCACAGUGUUGUAUGCUUGAAUGGUUAUUGUCUGAAGAAGCUGAUCUUUGUAUAUUACCACCAUCAUUAUGUCAGUCGAAAGUUGGAGAUAAGCCACAGCACCAGUCAAUCUCUGGAAUCUCACCACCACCAUCAUCGUUCCACAGUCAGGUGAUUUCACCAAGAGCAUCAUGUUGUAUGGCAUCUUCUAGUCAAACGCACAGUUUUCAGUAUGGUUCACCUGUUUUGACAGAAGUUGCUUACAGCCCACUAUCCAUGUCCCAACAGAAAAUUAAUUCCGAACUACAAAUUAAUAAUCGUUCAUUAUCUUCCAAUAAUAGUGGUUCAUUGAUUGCGACGACUACUACUGUUGGUGCUGGUACUGUUACUUCGUCGGCGAAUUUGUCUUAUAUUGAAAUUCGAUCUUCUCCGCAACCACGAACUGAGAGUUUAUUAGUUCGUUUACUGCAUCCAGCAAAAAAUCACUCUGUUGGGCAUCAUACAGAUAUAAAUACUUAUGAUGGAGGACAUUUACUGAAGUUAUCCUCUCCAACAUUACCACGUUCUGUAGCUGUGACCUCUCAAUUUGUUCCAGAUACAACUGAUUUAAACACUUCUAACAUAGUUACAAACACUGGAUCUGACAUCAAUAAUGUACAACGACAACUAAACAAUCGACAACCGGAAUGUCGAUUAAUCGCUGUUUCUCUAGAUAAUCUGUGCAACAAUCAACCUACGACAAAUACUAGUAAACGAUGUCGUAGUGGUCCUGCAACUACACAAUCAAUUUCAUCGUCAUUCAGUUCACAUAUAUCACCCGGUAAUAAACGAACUCGACAUGCUUCACAAUUUGAGGAAGUUCCUCCGCCUAGCACAAGAAAAAAUUCUGGUAUAUCUGAAGCUCAACAUAAUUCAGAUGUAAUUCCUAGUCCACCUUUCACGUCAUUGACACAACUUCUUUUGCAAGAUUUUCCAUUAGUUUCCGAUAUAAUAUCGUAUUCUUCAGUGGAUUCUCCUAAAUAUACUUCUUCAUUUGAACAAAAUGAUUAUCAUUGUAAAUCUACUAAAUCUUUUUCAAAUACACAUGGAUAUGAAAAUCUUCAAUGUAACAUGACAACUUCACAUGACAGAAACAAAAUAAUCAGUUCGAAUAUUUCACAAAGUGACUAUUGUCUUUCGGCAAAUCCACCUUCUAUGAUAACAAGUGAAAAAUGUACGAGAAAUCAAGGCCUAUUCAUCAAUUCAAAUAAUGUUGCUUUCAGUAAACAUAUAUCAUCUUCUGAUCAUCAACCUAAUGAUGAAAAUACAUCGUCAACAUUUUCCUGGUCAACAUUGUCACCUAGUUCUAAUGUAAAAUCUAAAUUAGAAAGUAAAGAUAAAUAUCUUGUAAGAACAAGCAAAGAUUCAGAGAAUAAUUCCACCAGUAAUUUAAUACCUGAACAAUCUAGUAUAUGUCAGUUAUUAUUAGAUGCACAAUUGGAACCAGAAGAAAUAUCAGAUGCUGUGGCUAAUGUUCAAAAUUAUUCAAACUUAUCAUUUAAUCGUAAUACUUUGUCCACGAUUAAUAAAUGUAAAGAAGAAGGCAGUAAUGAUGAUAUAUCAUCUUUUAAAAUUAACUUACAAAUCACAUCGAUUGCCGACGACAACCAAUCUUCCAGUAGAUUACUUGCUAGUACUUCUACUACUACUACUACUAGUAGUAGUUGUUGUUGUGGAGGGUUAUCUUCUACUGAUCUUACUGACAACUGUCCGUCAAAACAACUCCCACCACCACCAUCGUCAUAUUCAAUAGCUCCAGUCGAAUGGAAUGAUGAUGAUCUACAGCAGUUAAUCCAUGAAGCAAUAACUAAUCCUAAUGAUGCUCUAAUAGAAGAGAAUAAUCGCAAUACAUGUUCAUCAUGUUCUUCAUCUUUAGAUCUACCCAAACGACAUCCAUCCACUUCAUCGAAAGAGAUAUCAGAAGAAGUGGAAAUUUUAUGUGAGAUAUUACGACGAGAUGAAUUAGAAAGAAAUAAUAAAAAUGCUGAAUAUUGUCAUCCUAAUCAAUGUGAUGCCACUACUGCUGUUACUUCUACUUCUACGAUCAAUUCUUCUAUUAUUUCUAGUACAGAAGCUGGUAAUAAUAAUCCAUUGCCAUAUCUAAGUGAAUCGCCCAGUUCUAAAAGGUCGAGAUUCUCUUCAUCCACAUCGAUAUCUGAUCAUCAAAUCGAUAAUACUGGUGAUAAUAAUAUGGCUAGUGUUGAUGGUGAUUUUGUUCAUCGAGAUGAAGUUAAUUGGCAAAAUGAUGCUAAGGCUGUUGCCCGUAUCUGUGAACAAUUACAACAGGGUCUAGUUACGGAAAAGUUGCCAGUCACAUCAUCAAAUAAUGAUAGUAACAACGGUACUGUAACAGAAUAUCCUGGAUAUUCUGUAAAAAUCAAUGAUCAUAAUAAUAGUAGUACUUCUGUACUAUCCAGUAGUAUUCCUGAUUAUUCAAUUUCGCGAAACGAUAUAAUAGUGUCGUUGAAGCAUACUACUCCAGUGCCAGAUCUAGCAAUGACUAAUUUAAUGACUACAACUUGUACAACAUGGUCAAGUUAUUCACCUCAGACAACAAGUAGCAGUGGGCAUAAUAUACUACGACGUAAUAAUAGUGGAAACAAUAAUAAUAGUUGUAGUAGUAUUAGUAGUGGUGUUAUUGCUACUACUACCACUACUAUUACGAAUGUUGUGAAUAGAGCUGCUGUGGCUGCCGCAUUAGCUAGUCAACAAGCUGCAGCAAGUCAACGUAAUCAAUUGAAUAAUCAACGUCUAUUAGCUGAACAACGUAAACGCCUUAUCCAACAUCAGUUAUAUAAUCAAGUUGCUGUGUAUUCACUGAAUUCAUCAGCAACUAAUCGCAACCCUAUGUCGAACUCGGAUUCGAAUCCUCAAGUGAAUACAUUUUUUGUCAAUGAAAAUAUGUAUGGUAUACAAAAUUUACCUUCUUCUCUUAGCAUUUCUCCUACUACUAAUAAUAAUACUAUCAUUUCUACAACAGCUAGUCAUAAUAAUCAUAAUCCAACUUAUCAUUUAUUACAUGUAAUUCCGAAUAAAUCAAUGAUUAGGAAAUCUUUAUCAUUAGAUACUACUAGUACACAAAAUAUGAAUGCAAAUUUAUUGAAUUUAAAUGCUACAACAGUGAUUUCAUCGAAUUCACCUUCAUUCAGUUCAACAUCUAGAGGUGCUAAUUUUUAUCAUUAUUAUCAACAUCAUCGUCCAGAGGAUUUAUCUCGAUUUUUAAAAGAAGUUGGUCCUAAUGUACAAGUACAACUUUCUUGUUCAAUCCCUACAAUUGAUAAUCAUCAGUUAAGUAAUGCACAUAAAACCCCUCAUGUUUACCCUACAUUGCAUCAUAGAAGUACAGUGAAAAUGCAAAAACCACCUGCUAGGCAUCCAAUGAUAGCUAAAACAACAACAAUUACUCCUACUACACCAUUGUCAACGUCAGCAAUGUUUCAUAAUUCCCAGACCGCUGUGCUGCAAUCAGGUAGUAUUGGUUCGUUGCCAUCAUCAUCAUCGUCGUCCUCCCAUAAAACUUCAACAGUUUUACCAGUUUAUUCUUCUCAUUCAUCUGCAGUGAGUAACUUAUCAUCUAUAAACAAUCCAAAGAAAAUUUCAAGGGAGGAUUCAAUUCUACUCAACCAAAAACAUUUUCCAUUUGUGGAUAGUAAUAAUAAUAGUUGUUUAGUUAAAACUGAACUACAUCAAGGAUUAGUCGAUUGUCAGGGUAUCCAUCAAAAUCGUUCUGUUGUUCCUGUUACUACUACUGAUAAUGAUCAUAGUAGUUUUCAAUGCUCUCAGGUAUCUAACAAAUUCUCCGAUGACUCUCUGCCAGUUAAUACUUAUCAAGCUUGUUCUUCAACUGAAGUUGAGCAAUCCUCUCCGGUCACCACCUCUUCCCCCUCCUCAUUGUCAUAUGUUUCAAGUGUACCAUCUAGUAGUUUGAUGGCACAUAAUGAGAACGCAUAUUCUAAUAUAUGUUGUACUGAAAAUCCUAUGAAUUCAGUUCAGUGUCUUGAAUGGUCUUUACCUCAACCUGUUUAUGUACAACAACAGAAAAUCAAUUCUAACUUGGAUAAUAUAUCUUUGUGUAAUAAUACUGUUUAUCCCCAAUCAGCUCAUUUGGCUCAUAGUUAUCGUUCUCAGGUUUUUCCAAAUAGUCAUAAAACCAACGAGUUAAACAAUAAUAAUAAAAUUGAUACAUUUGAUUACUUCACUCGAAAUGAUUCAUCGUAUUGUAAUAAUAAUACAUUGAUGAUAAAUCAUUCAAAUGUUGUUUAUCCCUUAACACCGUGUAAUAGUUUAUCACCAAUCAGUGUAUCAGCGAAUACUUCCCCAAGUUCCAGUACUACAUCUGGUUACCUUAAGUCACCACCGCCACCACCGCCGCUGUCUGCUUGUCAACAAUCGAUAGAAUCAGCGUAUUCUACAUCAUCAUCUUCAUUGGACACUUUAGUUAAUCAUUAUUAUGAAAUAAAUUCAACGAGUGGAUCAUUCGAUUGUUGUUUCAAUACUUAUUCAAGUUAUCCAACUUUUCACAGAAAUCUAUCAACAAUGUCUAAUUCAUCAACAUUAUCUUAUAAUUUUAAUCAUACAUCUCAGGAUACUCCUGUUACUACAAUUAUUGAUCCUCAUUUAGAAUCGAUGUUACAGUCAAAUUAUAAACAUCAGUAUCAACAACAAAAUGAAGAGAAUUUAUUACCAGAUGAUCUAAUCAAUGAUGUAUUCGAUCUUGAGAUUAUGAUUGCAGCUAAGCAACAACGAGAAUAUCAUCAUAAUUCAACAACAAAUGAAUUGCAGUGUUUAACUGUGGAUGCAUCACCAGUCCCUAUCAAACAACAACCUCAAUUGACUUUGUUGAAUAAUAGUAAUGUUAUACUAUCCACAUCAUUAUCGCCAAGGUUGUCGUCCCCUUCAAUAUUGAAUGCUACAAACCAAUGUUUGACUACUACUACUACUACUACUACUUCUGGUGCUGCAGUUAUUGUCAUUGUUACAAGAUAGUGUCAUCAGUAUGUUGUUUGGUGUUUUUUAUUUGAGAAAGAAAUAAACACCAAUAACGAUAGUUAUAAGAACAACUGUGCAUGGACACACAUAUUUUUAUUUAUUUUCUUUUAUCGAACUGAAUAUUAGAACCUCUACAUUUGAAAAUAUAAACAUUAUACAUAAUUGUCAUAUUAAUUAAUUAUUUUUUUAUUUGUAUACACCCUCACUCCCUCCUAAAUCAUAUUCCCUCUCAUUUAUAUUAUAUUCAAUAGCUGUAAGAGAACUAAUCAUUUUUAUAUUACUUCUAAUUAUUAUUUUUCAUAAUCAACAUUCUUCUUCUUUGUAUUAAAUAGUCGUUAUGGAAUGGUGUGGGAAAGCAAUAUAUCAAGUUGCGCAUCAUGUACACUUUAUUUUAUUCUUUCUUUUUUUGACAUCUAUCUUUAUUGUACUUGUCCACAUCAACAACCAUGCUCGUUCAUCUAGCAGGCCUCUGUUUGUUACUUCUCCUCUGGUGUUUUUCUGUUUCCCAAUAAGAUAUUACAAAAUCGUUCUGUUGAGGUUUUUUCUAUUAAUUGCGUAAUAUCGGUUGUAUUCAGGUGCAUUGAUUGUCUUGACAAUUAAAAUAUAAUAUUUGGAUAGAGACGAUUCGUAAUAUGAAUACUACUGCUACUACUAUUACUAAAGAGAAUGAUCAAUGUAAUUAUAUUUUCACACUUACGUACAUUAAAUGUGUAUACAUAUUUUGUGUUCCUGUAUUUUAAAUGCCAUCGGUUGCGUGUGUGUCUGUGUGUAUAUCAGCUGAUACUUUGUCAAUUGCUUCUUUGUCAAUAAAAUCAAGUUGCCUUAGUUAUUAUCUUUUCAACUUUUUCUAUUCUGCAAUGUACACAUUUAUUAAGUAGUAUAUAAAUUGUACACUCACUCUCUUUCUCACACAUACACACAAAUAUUCAGGACAUAUUUUAUUAUUAUUACUCAGUAAAUUUACUAUUGCUGUUAUACAUAAACAAGUGUUUUGAUAACAAGAUUUUUUUUGUGUGUUUAUAGUACAUUACAAAACUGCAUAGAUUGUUUGCUUCUAUUGUCCAGGUGAUAGCGAUAUUUUGCUCUCUUUCCAGCUGCUUCGCUAGUUGGUUGAUCUCAUUCAUUGUUGUAGUAAAUAAAUAAACACACCACAUAUAACCAGGUCUUAUUUAUCUUCUCUCUUUUUUCAAAAAAAGUUUUUUUUUCUUUAUCCCGUCAUCUAUAGUGUUACGACCCAGUUUGGGCACCAAAUUUGUGUACACAACUUGUGUUUGUGUCUUUAUUCUGAAUUUUAUAAACUCAAUCUUGUAAUUACAAUAUAUUUGGUCUAAUACACAAAAAAAUACCACUGUUCAAGGCUAAAACUCACUCUCUUCUCUUUCAUUAAUUCAAUAGUUUUGUGUGUUGUUUUUGUUUCAGUUAGGAAUAUUCAAAUGCUUUGUUGUCUUAAUUCAUUCAUUUUCUUUUCUUUUUUUUCUCCACUGGUUGUUUCUAUCUACUAAUCUUGUCUUUGUUUCUGUCUAUUUCACAAUAAAUCCUAUCUAUUUUCUUUUAUGUGUCUGUUUAUCUUUCGUUGUUUACUCUUCUUUGUCACUUUGUUGAUUUCUGCCAAAAAUUCUUUGACUGGCGUUUUUUUUAAUCCUUAAUUUUUUUUUGAUAUAUCUAUAUAUCAGUAUAGUUUACACUGUUCUUUCUCUUUAUCGUUUGAAGUGGUGUAAUACAUAACGUGUAGGAAAUUUAUUUUACUCUUAUUCGUUGUCAUCUUUCGUCUGUUUCUCUAUUUAUCCUUUAUUAUUUGCCUGAUUACAUACAUGUCUAUCUAUCUGAUCGACCAAUAGAUGAUUAAAAUGAUCGAUUUGAUUGUUGUUUGUUUUUCUUUUUUGUUUUCCUUCUUCUACUAAAAACAAUAAUUUUCUCUAGACAUUUCUCUCCUCUUUCUCUUUCAUUACAAUUUUAAUUCAUAUCGAUUAUAUAAACGAUUCUCUUCAGCGAGCGUGGUAUGUUAAAACAGAGAGAAUGGUUCCCAUUUCAUCAUUAUUCUCUGAAUAUUGAAAACUGAAAUAGAAAAAUAAUACUUCAUCAAUGAUGACUGAAUUGUGUUUCGCGCUUACAUUAUUUUGAUUACUGUGUUCUAUGCAUAUAUAUAUAUAACUAUGGUGUAUUGGUAAAUAAAUUUUGUUGUUGGUCAUCAUCUAUUGAUCGAGAUAUCUUUGUAUCGAUUAAAAUUUCUUAUUUUGUGUAAUCAGUAAACAGUUUCUCUGUUUUUGAUCAUAUUUGUAUCAGCGUCGUUGUUGUUCUACGAUACAUAUAUCUAAUGCUAAAAUAAUGUAAAUACCGAAAAUUUCUUUUAUCGCACACACACACACACACGGAGUCAGAGAUGUGCUGGUAAAUAGUUAAAAAUGCGUAUUAAUCAAAUUUGACGUUUGUUUUCUGAUUCAACUAUAUAUAUAUAUAUAUGUAUAAUUAGAUGAAAGUAAAGUUUCUUUUUUAUCUGGUUUUUCAUUCCAGAAUUUUUCAGUUUCUUCUUGUUUCUAGGGGUAUAUAUGUGGUGUGUUUAAAUACAUAUGAGUUUAUCAUUUUGGUGUUUAUCUUGUUGCAGUUUAUCACUAUCAUUAUUAUUAUUAUUAUUA
Molecule: messenger RNA, 10886 nt
Organism: Schistosoma bovis
Lineage: Eukaryota; Metazoa; Platyhelminthes; Trematoda; Strigeidida; Schistosomatidae
Source: the annotation of a GenBank genome assembly